AUGUUGUCGACACUCAGUUCUCUUAUUGGAUCGACGAACGCAGACCCCAAAACAAAGAUACCGUUAAAAGCCACGCCAGGGCCACGGGCACUUCCAGCAUCAUGGUAUUCCAGCCUUCCCAUGUACGAACUGGAGCGCCGGGCCAUAUUUUCAAAGAAAUGGCUCCUAGUCACCCAUAAAUUGAGGUUCACCAAACCGGGCGACUUCUUACGCUUCGAGGAGGCCGGGUACUCUUUUGUCCUGUGCAUGGACAAGGACGGCACAGUAAAUGGCUUUCACAACAUCUGCCGGCAUCGUGCUUUCCCCAUCGUCUCUGAAGAUGCAGGCAACGCCAAAAUAUUUUCCUGCAAGUACCACGGCUGGUCCUACGGGUUGAACGGGAAGCUUGCAAAGGCUCCUCGAUUCGAGACCGUGCCGACCUUUCAGAAAGAGAGCCAUGCCCUGUUCCCGGUUCAUGUGCAUAUCGAUGCACUGGGGUUCGUCUGGGUCAAUCUCGACGCCUCACCAACACCUUCCGUGGCCUGGGAGGACGAUUUCAAAGGCGUCGAUACCCAGGAACGGUUUGGGGCAUUUGAUUUUUCUCAGUACAAAUUCGACCACGUAUGGCAGAUGCAAGGCCAGUACAACUGGAAAACACUGGCCGACAAUUACAAUGAAUGCUACCACUGCCAAGUGGCGCAUCCAGACGUGGCCAAGCUCGCAGAUCUCACAUACUACUACACAGUCUCCAAACUUGGCUAUAUUCAACACUUUUCUCGCCCGAAGACAGGGCAAGAAGAUGAGGACAUCAAGAACGCAAGCACCUACUACUUUCCCAAUGCUUGCAUGACUGUCUCGCCGCACUUCUUCUAUAUGAUGCGAUGCGUUCCGACAUCCGCCACCACUUGCUCCAUGGAGUACGAGGUCUACCGGCACGUGGAUGCUUCGGACAGGGACUUUGAAUACAUCGACUCGUUCUUCAAACGCGUCCUUGACGAAGAUAAACACCUCUGCAACGCGGCACAGAAGAACUUGAACGCCGGAGUGUACAUCAACGGCGAGAUGCAUCCACAGCUAGAGAGCGCCCCUCUCUACUUCCAGAACGUGGUCAGACAGGUGGAAGAAAAAGACACGCUGUCCGGGCGAGAGGCCGGCGUGUUCGACCUGCACGCGCCUGUCGCAGGCUUGUCGGAGUCUCGACUGGCGCAGCUAGAGGAGAGGAUGGAGAUGGUCUUUGAAAAGCGGAUGACAAACAGCGAUGCAGAAUCACCGAGAUCGGAGUCGACCAGGUCUACGAACGGUCGGUCGUCACGAAACCCUCGCGAUGGGAUCGCCACAUCCUCCAGGCAAGAUUUGAUCCGAUUACUCUCUGGCUCUGCGCCUACCAAGCUGACGUUUCUAUGCAAAAGGGCCAUGCCUCCUAGGGGCGCCAUUGUGGACGCCGUGGGUGCAUACUUCAGAUACUGCCACAUGCAGCCCUUGUGGCUCUUUGACCCCGACGACCUCUCUUCCAUCGAAGACUGCCGUGACGAGGUCGUUUUCUCGCUGCUGGCCCUCUCCCUCUGCCACUCGAAGCACUCUUUCUUCAAAGGGAGAGCGGAGUCCUUGAGCCCGCGAUAUGCCCGGCUGGCGCGAGAGCAGAUCAUGCUCCGGAUUGCCCAGGGCAAGGUCAAUCUCGCCACGAUCCAGAGUUUAUGCAUGCUGGCACUGGCCAACUUUCAUGAUAACGAGAUGCAACUGGUCGCCCUGCACAUCAACAUCGCCGUCACGUUCUCGAAGUGUGCCGGCUUCGACGUGGAAUCGACCCCGACCGAAGUCUCCCCGGCGGCCGAGGCGCGCAGGAGGGUGUUUUGGAGCCUCCAUCUGCUGGAGCGGAUGUACGGACAGUCCACCGCGGCGCUCGCGAUCCUCCAGGACAUUGAAAAUCCCCAGUAUGUCCCCUUGCACCCGGACCUGCGGAAAAGGUCCAACGUGCUGCCCCCGCGUUUGCCGCAGGAGACGUUUCAGAGCGGAGAGACGGAGAGGAUUGGCAUCUGGGCGUACAUGGUGCAGCUGGCGACCCUGUGGCGCGAGGUGCGCACGUACGUGAUACAGUGCGCCCACACCACCUCGGAGCCCCCGUGGUCCGUCGAGUCGGGGUACGCCGUGAUCGGGGCCCAUCUCAUGGACCUGGAGACCAAAAUGCCCACGUACCAUCGCUGGGACUCGGCGCGGUUCCUCGACCGGGACGCCGAGGAGCUGCAGAACCGCGAAUACUGGAGCCCCUGGCUCUACCUCCAGUUCACCUACCACGCGAUCCACAGCACCCUGAACCACCCCUUCCUGUACUCCUCGCGCCCGCAGCAGUCCGUCCAGCUGGCGGUGCCAAACACCUUCUGGAAGACGUCCUCGGAGCUGGCCUUCAUCCACGCCACGUGGAUUGUGCGGCUGAUCGACGUCGUGCGAGAGAAGGAGUAUCGGAUCUCGGAUCCGUUCAUCGGCCAGUGCGCCGCUGUCGCGGCCACGAUCCACAUCUACUUCUGCCGGGCGGCAGACCACGACAUCCGCGAGGCGGCGCAGGUGAAGCUGGACACAUGCACCUCGUUCUUGGCCGAACUGGCCCAGCUGUGGCCCUCAUGUCGGUUGCUGCAUGACAAACUGCGCACCUUGAUCUACUGCGCGUUUACGUCCGGGCGCUCCGAUCAAGAGCCCGAGCCGUCUCGCCAGACGGUGUCGAUCAAUACGCGGCUGAUGUGGAAGAUCCUGCAGUACAAUUUCGACGGCAAGGAUCUGGGCGCGUCGGGUCACGGCCUGUUCCACGAGUCCUUCUGCCAAGGUGACGACGACGCCGCCCACGACGAGCACACGGUCGAAACGCAGAUCUCUCACAAUCCCACCACCCAGGUGGACCUGUCGAACGGACAGGCGCUGCCGCCCUACUCGGACUACCGCCCUCCGGAACCGAGUCCGCAGCAGGCCCCCCAGCACCACCACCAGCAGCGGCAGCAGCAGCAGCAGCAGCACGAGCGGCAGCUCGUCGACGACGGGGAACUGCCUGCUUCGUCGAACGCAAGAAUGUUGCCCAUGCUCUACGCCCCAUUCACGAAAGCCCCGGCGGCACCGUGGACGAUGCCCAGCAACGCCCCCAUCAUCGACAUGGCCUACGAUCCCUUCUACCAAUUCCAGGACUUCGGGACCUCGGCGGAUGGGUCGUGGGAAGUCGGGAAUCUCUGA
Molecule: messenger RNA, 3192 nt
Organism: Cladophialophora immunda
Lineage: Eukaryota; Fungi; Ascomycota; Eurotiomycetes; Chaetothyriales; Herpotrichiellaceae
Exons: 7
Coding region: 1-3192 (1063 amino acids)
Biological process (GO): DNA-templated transcription
Molecular function (GO): zinc ion binding; DNA binding; iron ion binding
Source: RefSeq, a predicted model, not a curated record